GUAGGUUGGCGUACAGAGGAUAGUAACGAUUCUUCAUUCGAACCAAAAACACAUCCAACGACGACGAUGACAACGAACCGAUCCACCAGACUUCUGGUGUUGCUAGUGUUAACCUCACUGGUGGCCAACCAUCACCAGGCGAAUGCCGCCGCCGUGGGACUGAAGUGCGGCGGCCGGAGCGCCGUCUGCGUGGGCCCACUUUCCUACCAGCAGUGCGUGGAUGGCCUGACGUCCGGCCCGGUGGUGCCAUGCGCGGUGAACACCCGCUGCGUGACCGACGGCCUCGAGAUCUGCGUGCCGGUCAAGUCGGCCGCUGAGGCUCCUACGGCUGCCGUCGCCAAGAUGGUGACCAUCACCGACAGCCCCGUCAGCGAGUCCGCUCCGCUGGUGGAUGGCUCCAGCUCCAGCUCCAGCGGUUCAGGAGGCGAGAUCUCUACCGAGGGACCAAGUGCCGCCUCCAGUGCUGCUCCAGCGGAGUCACCUGCUCCGGUUGAGACGACCCAGGCACCGGUGGAGACCACCCAAGCGGCCGCUGAGACGACAACCGCAUCCAUAGAUGAAACAACCAACGGAUCGGAGGCACCUCUAGAGACCGAAUCGACGAUUCCCAGCGACACCACUCCCGUGGACACCACUUUGGGACCCGGAUCGGAAGCCACUAACCCACCCAUUGAACCCGAGAGCACCACAGCCGCUCCUGGGGAAGGAACCACCCUUGCUCCAGGUGAUGUCGACCCGAACACGCCCAUUGAUCCAAGCUCCCCCCUGGACCCCAACGCACCCGAAGAAUCUACUUACGAACCCGGUUUAGUCGACCCCACCGCUCCAGCUGAAACAACUGCCGCUCCCGGAACUCCUGCUGAUAUAACGACAGAAGCUCCUGGAGCUCCUGUGGAAGGAUCGACUGCUGCUCCUGUUGAAGGAUCUACCGCUGCUCCUGGUGCUCCUGUUGAAGGAUCGACUGCUGCUCCUGGUGCUCCAGUUGAGGGAUCGACUGCUGCUCCUGGUGCUCCUGUUGAAGGAUCUACCGAUGCUCCUGGUGCUCCUGUUGAAGGAUCGACUGCUGCUCCUGGUGCUCCUGUUGAAGGAUCGACUGCUGCUCCUGGUGCUCCUGUUGAAGGAUCUACCGCUGCUCCUGGUGCUCCAGUUGAAGGAUCUACCACUGCUCCUGGUGCACCAGUUGAGGGAUCUACCGCUGCUCCUGGUGCUCCUGUUGAAGGAUCGACUGCUGCUCCUGGUGCUCCUGUUGAAGGAUCUACCACUGCUCCUGUUGAAGGAUCAACCGCUGCUCCUGGUGCUCCAGUUGAAGGAUCUACCGCUGCUCCAGGUGCUCCUGUUGAAGGAUCUACCGCUGCUCCUGGUGCUCCAGUUGAGGGAUCUACCGCUGCUCCUGGUGCUCCUGUUGAAGGAUCGACUGCUGCUCCUGGUGCUCCCGUUGAAGGAUCUACCGCUGCUCCUGGUGCUCCAGUUGAGGGAUCGACUGCUGCUCCUGGUGCUCCUGUUGAAGGAUCUACCGAUGCUCCUGGUGCUCCUGUUGAAGGAUCUACCGCUGCUCCUGGUGCUCCAGUUGAGGGAUCUACCGCUGCUCCUGGUGCUCCUGUUGAAGGAUCUACCGCUGCUCCUGGUGCUCCAGUUGAGGGAUCUACCGCUGCUCCUGGUGCUCCUGUUGAAGGAUCGACUGCUGCUCCUGGUGCUCCCGUUGAAGGAUCUACCGCUGCUCCUGGUGCUCCAGUUGAGGGAUCUACCGCUGCUCCUGGUGCUCCUGUUGAAGGAUCUACCGCUGCUCCUGGUGCUCCUGUUGAAGGAUCUACCGCUGCUCCUGGUGCUCCUGUUGAAGGAUCGACUGCUGCUCCUGGUGCUCCUGUUGAAGGAUCUACCGAUGCUCCUGGUGCUCCUGUUGAGGGAUCAACCGCUGUACCCGCUGGUGGAUCUCCUGCUGAUUCCAACGUUGCUGCUGGUGGUGCUCCUGGAUCUUCUGCUGGUGCUGCCCCAGGAUCUCCUGCUGAUCCCAAUGUCCCUGCUGGUGGUGCUCCUGGAUCUUCUGCUGGUGCUGCCCCAGGAUCUCCUGCUGAUCCCAAUGUCCCUGCUGGUGGUGCUCCUGGAUCUUCUGCUGGUGCUGCCCCUGGAUCUCCUGCUGAUCCCAAUGUACCCGCUGGUGGAUCUCCUGCUGAUCCCAACGUUGCUGCUGGUGGAGCUCCUGGAUCUUCUUCUGAUCCCAAUGUACCCGCUGGUGGAUCUCCUGCUGAUCCCAACGUCCCUGCUGGUGGUGCUCCUGGAUCUUCUGCUGGUGCUGCCCCAGGAUCUCCUGCUGAUCCCAAUGUCCCUGCUGGUGGUGCUCCUGGAUCUUCUGCUGGUGCUGCCCCAGGAUCUCCUGCUGAUUCCAACGUUGCUGCUGGUGGUGCUCCUGGAUCUUCUGCUGGUGCUGCCCCAGGAUCUCCUGCUGAUCCCAAUGUCCCUGCUGGUGGUGCUCCUGGAUCUUCUGCUGGUGCUGCCCCAGGAUCUCCUGCUGAUCCCAAUGUCCCUGCUGGUGGUGCUCCUGGAUCUUCUGCUGGUGCUGCCCCAGGAUCUCCUGCUGAUCCCAAUGUCCCUGCUGGUGGUGCUCCUGGAUCUUCUGCUGGUGCUGCCCCUGGAUCUUCUUCUGAUCCCAAUGUACCCGCUGGUGGAUCUCCUGCUGAUCCCAACGUCCCUGCUGGUGGUGCUCCUGGAUCUUCUGCUGGUGCUGCCCCAGGAUCUCCUGCUGAUCCCAAUGUCCCUGCUGGUGGUGCUCCUGGAUCUUCUGCUGGUGCUGCCCCUGGAUCUCCUGCUGAUCCCAAUGUACCCGCUGGUGGAUCUCCUGCUGAUCCCAACGUCCCUGCUGGUGGUGCUCCUGGAUCUUCUGCUGGUGCUGCCCCAGGAUCUCCUGCUGAUCCCAAUGUCCCUGCUGGUGGUGCUCCUGGAUCUUCUGCUGGUGCUGCCCCAGGAUCUCCUGCUGAUCCCAAUGUCCCUGCUGGUGGUGCUCCUGGAUCUUCUGCUGGUGCUGCCCCAGGAUCUCCUGCUGAUCCCAAUGUCCCUGCUGGUGGUGCUCCUGGAUCUUCUGCUGGUGCUGCCCCAGGAUCUCCUGCUGAUCCCAACGUCCCUGCUGGUGGUGCUCCUGGAUCUUCUGCUGAUCCCAAUGUACCCGCUGGUGGAUCUCCUGCUGAUCCCAACGUCCCUGCUGGUGGUGCUCCUGGAUCUUCUGCUGGUGCUGCCCCAGGAUCUCCUGCUGAUCCCAAUGUCCCUGCUGGUGGUGCUCCUGGAUCUUCUGCUGGUGCUGCCCCUGGAUCUCCUGCUGAUCCCAAUGUACCCGCUGGUGGAUCUCCUGCUGAUCCCAAUGUCCCUGCUGGUGGUGCUCCUGGAUCUUCUGCUGGUGCUGCCCCAGGAUCUCCUGCUGAUCCCAACGUCCCUGCUGGUGGUGCUCCUGGAUCUUCUGCUGAUCCCAAUGUACCCGCUGGUGGAUCUCCUGCUGAUCCCAACGUCCCUGCUGGUGGUGCUCCUGGAUCUUCUUCUGAUCCCAAUGUACCCGCUGGUGGAUCUCCUGCUGAUCCCAACGUCCCUGCUGGUGGUGCUCCUGGAUCUUCUGCUGGUGCUGCCCCAGGAUCUCCUGCUGAUCCCAACGUCCCUGCUGGUGGUGCUCCUGGAUCUUCUGCUGAUCCCAAUGUACCCGCUGGUGGAUCUCCUGCUGAUCCCAAUGUUCCUGCUGGUGGUGCUGCUCCAGGAUCUGUUGGCUCCAACUCUGCUGCUGGCCCGAAUUCGCCGCUUAACCCACCAGCUGGCUCACUCAUUCCAUCGAUUCCUGUUCUACCUGGCGGAGUUGGCAAUUGGCCUUGGCAUCCGCGCCCGAACAUUCCAGUCCUGCCGACCUGGAGACCACUGCUUCCUGGACAAAACGGCUCAGGUGCUGGGGCUACUGCUCCUGGCAGUGGACUGAUCAAUGGCGUCCUUCCCUUCUGGCCCAAUUGGCACAAAUGGGUGAACAGCUGGCGUCCAACAAGGCCAGUGACCAGCACCGAGGCUCCUGCCCAACCGGAGAAUCCUCAGCAACCACAGAGUCCCCAACAGCCACAGAGUCCCCAACAGCCACAGAAUCCUCAGCAGCCACAGAAUCCUCAGCAGCCACAGAAUCCUCAGCAGCCACAGAAUCCUCAGCAGCCGCAGGAAGCACAGAGCCCCAAAAAACCCAACAAUCCCGAGACUGCCGAGAGCGUAGAACAGGCUGCCCCAGUUCCGCCAGCCGAAGGAGCUGCGUCCAACGAGAAUGCCUCCGUUGAGGAGAGCAGCAAGCCCUCCAGCGAGAAGUCGAAGGACAAGCCCAAGUCCAGUGAGGAUCAGUCCAAGGAGCAGGAGCAGAAGAAGCCCAGCUCUGAGGAGAAGGAGAAGGAGAAAGAAAAGGACAAGUCUAAGGAGAAGAAGGACAAGGACAACAAGGAGAAGGACAAGGACAAGGACAGCAAGGAGAAGAAGGACAAGUCCAAGGAGGAGAACGAGCAAGAGAAGGAGGAAAAGGAAAAGGAUAACGAUGGCGACGACGAGCCGAGCUCCAAGGAGAAGAAGCAGUUCGUAAAGGACCUUAUCAAGAAACUGAAGAAUGGUGACGAGUGCGACGAGAACGAUAUCUAUCCAGAUGUGCGCGACUGUCGCAAGUACUACCGCUGCGAGGUGAAAAAGUCGGGCAAGCACAAGUUCGCACACCUGCGCUGCGACAAGAAGGAACGCUUCGAUUGGAUCGCCGAGUCCUGUGUGCCCAAGGACGAGGCCCGCUGCCUGGAGAAGUAGGCGAUUCGUCCGGGAAUAGUCUAGAACCCCCGCCGAGCAGAAAUCCUUAAAUCUACUGCUGCAUCCGUACGAUAACCCCACGAUCUAUUGUAUUCCUAUAUUGGCAAUCAAAUUCUAUUCCCUAUCCCUUGGUCCUACCUAAUUUAUUGCAUUAUUUUAAAUACCCAUUAUUUUUUUGUUUUCCACAAUAAAUCUUGAAGUUUAUGAAAAUCU
Molecule: messenger RNA, 5004 nt
Organism: Drosophila gunungcola (fruit fly)
Lineage: Eukaryota; Metazoa; Arthropoda; Insecta; Diptera; Drosophilidae
Product: collagen alpha-1(III) chain
Exons: 2
Coding region: 67-4791 (1574 amino acids)
Biological process (GO): regulation of transcription by RNA polymerase II
Cellular component (GO): extracellular region; NURF complex
Molecular function (GO): chitin binding; RNA polymerase II cis-regulatory region sequence-specific DNA binding
Source: RefSeq, a predicted model, not a curated record